GGUACGGAUCGCAGUACAGCACCAAGUGUGGGGCAGGAGCAAUCCGAGGGAAGGGACCGAGUGUGCGCCAUGUGCCAUGUGUGAAGCAAGUGCAAGUGGAUGAUAAUAGAGCAAUUAGAAGUCGCGCCCGAAAACACACCUCGGUUGGUUGGCGAACGCGUGCUUUAAAGUUAGAGGAAAAUCUAGCACGUGUGAUAAAUCCCACGAAUCCCCAAGUGAGCAAGUGUGAAUGAUGGUCGUGUGCAACAGUUCAUGAAGGUCGUGCUGUUAGUAGUGUUGUUCCGGAACCACCGGCGCCACCGAGUUUGACGCCUAGCGCGGUAGAAUUCCGAUUUCAUACGAAGCACCAUCGAUCUUGCAACAGCUUCCGGAGGGGAGAUAAAAGAGCAGGGGAAAAAACGCCACCACGCAGCACCAGCCUCCAUCAUGACCACGUACAUCGAAGUGAACAUACACUCGGACCACGAGGAGGACGAUCGGGAUAUGACCGAUCUGGAACUUCAACAGUGCAACAGCAGACAGAACCUCCUGCAGUCGAUCACAAGUUUGUCCAAUCCAACCUGCCUCUUCACAUCGGGAGCGAAACCAUCUACCGAGGCCUAUGGAAAGGCAGAGAAACGGAAGCUUAUGUGGGCGACCCUUUUCACGGUAGUCUUCAUGCUUGCGGAGUUGAUCGGGGGUUACCUGUCGGGCAGUUUGGCCAUCAUGACGGACGCCGCACAUCUCCUCUCCGACUGCAUCAGCUUCGUCAUCGCGAUCGUCUCCAUCUGGAUAUCGAAUCGACCGCCGGACGCUCGAAUGUCCUUCGGUUACCGGAGGGUGGAGGUGCUCGGUGCGUUACUGUCCGUCUUUGGCAUAUGGGCGCUUACCGCGGUCCUGGUGGUGAUGUCCGCCAACCGGUUAAUCGAGGGAGAGUAUGAGAUCGAUGCCGAUACGAUGAUCAUUGUGGCCAUCCUCGGCGUCGUCAUGAAUGUGGUGACGGCUUUCAUUCUACACGGUUCGUGUAGUGUCGUUGCACACGGACACUCGCACGGUCACGGGCAUAGCCACGGCCACGGGCACUCGCAUGGACAUUCGCAUGGACACAGCCACACACCACGUGCACGAUCGAGAACUCCUCAGCUUACAGGGCCCCGACUCUCGCUGUCACGAUCCUGCUCACCUCUUCCCAAAAUAGCUGCAAUGCACCGUACGCAAUCGUGCGAUGAGAAAAAAUGCGACAAAUUGGAGCAGCUCAUUAUUCCCAAUUAUCCACCCAGCCCGACCCCGGGAAGUCCCGCUCCGUCGCGCCCAAGCAGUCGUCACAAUUCGUUCGCCCUUGCUGGUGAUCACAUGCAGCGACCUAACCUGGAUACGAUCCUCAACAGUGCUCGAUUGAAGCUGCACAAGGAGAGCCUUCGCCAUCGGAUGAGCAUCGAUGCGGGCUUAAAUUCGCCGGAUCUGAUCAGCUCGAGCAAGCUGGGCUACUCGCGUAUCAGCACCGAUCCGGAGUCCUCCCGGGGGCAUAGCGAUGACGAGGCGCACAGUGAGCUGGAGACAACAUCUUCAAGCGAUCAUCAUCAUCACCAUCACCAUCAUCCGUGUGCGGAAGGAAGUGAGGAUGAAAGCAGCAACCUCAACGUACGGGCAGCGAUCAUCCACGUAAUCGGAGAUUUCAUUCAAAGUAUUGGGGUCCUGGUGGCAGCGAUCGUAAUCAAGUUUGCGCCACACUUAAAAGUGUUCGAUCCGAUCUGCACGUUCGUCUUUUCACUGAUCGUCCUUGUGACGACGGUGCGAAUCUUCCGCGACUCGAUGCGCAUCCUUACCGACGCCGUCCCCGUCGACAUCUCGCUCGAGCGAUUUUCCACCGAGCUGUCCUACAUCGAGGGUGUCAAGUCGGUACACGAUCUGCGCGUGUGGAGCGUCUCGACCGACUGGAACAUCUUAACCGUGCACCUUAUGAUCGAUCCCCUUGCGAACGCGUCGGAUAUUCUUGCCAGAGCGAACCACAUCGCCCGGAAGGACUUCCGCAUCAAACACAGCACGGUGCAGAUCGAAAAAAUGCAUUUUUAAGCAGCGCGGGACAGCGAGCAAAACUUGUUCGCUGCCGACAAUACAACUUGUACAAUUGUGAUUCUACAGACUGUCCGUUAGGAGAAGGAAGGGAAGAAAACAAGGAUUGUUAAAAGUGGUGAAAAACAAUCCGACAACUAUUUUUCUCUUUGCUUAUAAGAACAUUACUUUACUUAGGAAACCAUUCUUUCAAAAAGGCCACCCCCUAGGGAUAAGAUUUACAAGCACGGAACAAAUUAAAACUCCAU
Molecule: messenger RNA, 2300 nt
Organism: Anopheles coustani
Lineage: Eukaryota; Metazoa; Arthropoda; Insecta; Diptera; Culicidae
Product: proton-coupled zinc antiporter SLC30A2-like
Exons: 6
Coding region: 427-2052 (541 amino acids)
Biological process (GO): response to zinc ion; zinc ion transmembrane transport
Cellular component (GO): plasma membrane
Molecular function (GO): zinc ion transmembrane transporter activity
Source: RefSeq, a predicted model, not a curated record